AAACUUACCUGGCCGCAAGAGGGAAUCCCGAAUACAGUGAGGGUACAGUCUCCGGACCGAUUUUCUCAUCAUUAAUUCACAAAUCAUGCCCGGAAAAACUCUAGAUCCACCACCCCUACCAGAAGAAACGCUGGCUAAGUUGCAAGAUCUAGAUGAAGAGCUGAGAGACGAAUUAGUCACAGAAAAGGGCUACUGGAAAAGGAAAUGUAAACUGUUAAAGCCUUUAGUAUCCGAACAGAUUGCAAGUGACAUUGACAAACUGGAAGAGGAACUGAAAGAUGGAGAAAUCACAGAGAAAGGAUAUUAUGUUAGACUGAACACUAUUCUUAAGCCAGUGCUAGUUGUAAAGGAUAAUAUUGAAGUGCUAAAAAAUGAACAGUCACAAGACAACAAAAAAGAAACAGAAAAUGUAAAUGGAGAAAGCACCCAGGAAAAAAACGGGAAUGGGGCAUCAGGGAGCGUCAUUGACGAAAACAAAAACUUGAAUAGAGAAAAUGGGAAUGAAGUGUCAGUAUCAAAGGAGGAAGAUGCUGAAGUGUCCAAUGGAAACACGGUGGAGAAUGGGGAUGAAAACAAUGGAAACGAUGAUAACGAAACAAAAGAUACAGAAGAUGGAGGUGUUGCAGAAGUUGAAUUGGAAGAUAAAAACAAAGAUGGGGAUGAGGUGAUGGAGGUUGCCAGCGGCGACGAGACCACACCCAAAUCCAAAAAGAAGCGAAUCAACCGAGGAAGUGAGGGAACACCUACAGAUGACACCCCUGCGAAGAAGACACGCAAUAAGAAAGCAACCGCCAAUCAACCGUCAGUGCUAUCCAUGUUCUCCAAAAGUGCUAACAAGAGGAGUUCGUCUGAGGUGGUGGAGGUAAAGACAGAGGAGGAGGAGGAGAACCCUGAGCCAGAGGGCAAGAGACAGAAGACGGAGGAUGACUCAGCAGAAUCUCAUGAGAAUGGCUCAGGAGAUGUGAACCUCAUCAAACAGGAGGUGAUAAAUGAUCCCCCUGUCAAGGUCAAAGUCCCCCCCUCCAAGUGUAAGGAGUGUAAGCAGCUAUUGGAUGAUGCUGACCUCCGCCUGUUCCCAGGAGAUCCGGAUGAUGCUGUAGAAGAGUUCAUAAUGCUAACCGACCCUAAGCUGUCGGUGUUCACUGGUAACGAAGAAGAAAUCAGUGGCUAUGACGAGAGGCCUCAGCAUAAGCUUACUGAUUUCAGUGUGUAUGACAAGAAUACUCACCUGACGCCGUUUGACACGGGCCUCAUAGAGAAGAACAUAGAGCUCUACUUCAGUGGUGUUGUCAAACCCAUCUAUGAUGACAACUCGGGGCCCGAUGGUGGGAUCCGCACCUGUAAGAUGGGGCCCAUCAACGAGUGGUGGACAGCUGGAUUCGACGGAGGAGAAAAUGCCUUAAUUGGGUUUAGCACAGCGUAUGCGGAGUAUAUACUAAUGGCACCCAGUGAAGCGUACUCUCCUGUGAUGGAAACCAUGAAAGAGAAAAUACACAUGAGUAAAACAGUCAUCGAAUUCCUAGCCCGAAAUCAGGAGGCUACGUAUGAAGAUUUGCUUAACAAAAUUCAGGUGACGGUCCCCCCACAGGGUACCUGUAUCAGUAGCUUCACGGAGGACUCCUUACUAAGACACGCCCAGUUUAUUGUCAAUCAGGUGGAAAGCUAUGAUGAAGCCGCUGAUGAAGAUGAAGGCUUGCUGAUCACCACACCUUGUAUGAGAGCUCUGAUAAAACUGGCAGGUGUUACACUGGGACAAAGGAGAGCUAUAAGAAAACAGGCCCCACGCCUGAAGAAAGAAAAACCCACUCACACCAAAGCAACAACCACUCCGCUGGUGCGCACUAUAUUUGACCAGCUAUUCCAGGAGCAGCUGGAUGAGAAGGUUCUGUCUGAGGCCAGGAGACGCCGCUGUGGAAUUUGUGAGGUUUGUCAGCAGCCAGAUUGUGGAAAGUGUCCAGCGUGUAGGAACAUGGUGAAAUUCGGUGGACCAGGGACUUCAAAGCAAGCUUGUUUGAACAGAAGGUGCCCAAAUAUGGCUGUGAAGGAGGCUGAGGAAGACGAUAAUCUUGAUGAUGAUAUGGAAGAAGAAGAAAAAGAGAAGGAAGAAAAGGAGCCAGUGAAGAAACAUCGCGUAGCCAGAAGUCAAAAGACAAAACUAGAGUGGGUGGGUGAGCCCUGUCACACUGAGAAGAACAAAGAGUUCUACUCCGCUAUUAUGCUUAAUGAUGAAAAGGUGUGUAUCGGUGACUGUGUAUCUGUCAAGCCUGAUGACCCCAGCACACCUGUCUACAUCGCCAAGGUGGCCUACAUGUGGAAGGAUGGUAAAGGGGAGAAAAUGUUCCAUGCCCAGUGGUACUGUCGUGGCACAGAGACGGUGCUGGGUGCGGUGGCUGACCCUCUGGAAGUGUUCUUAGUGGAUGAAUGUGAGGAUUCCCUGUUUGCCUUUACCCUUGCUAAAGUCAAGGUGAUCUACAAAGCCCCAGCAGAGAACUGGUCUCAGUUAGGAGGGGUGGAAAACCCUGAUGAUGACCUUGUUGUCAAGGAGGAUGAUGGCAAGACCUUCUUCUAUCAGAAAUGGUAUGAUUCCGAGUUAGCCAGGUUUGAGGACCCACCUGUGGCAUUGUGCUCAGUGAAUGAAGAUAAGAGCCAUAGGUACUGUGCCACCUGUCAGAGGCUGGAAGAACUACGCAAGAGUGAAUCCCCUCAAGUUGGAGAUGAGGUAGAACCUGAGGAUGGAGACAAGAAUAAGGUGUAUUUCUCCAGCGUAGCUCGUGAUGGCCACACCUACAAAGUCGGGGACUGCUGUUACCUCAUGCCAGACGCUUUCACCUUCGCCGUUAAGCCAGCUGCACCCAAGAAACCCAAACAGGAGAAACGGGAGUUUGAUGAGGAUGCCUAUCCAGAGGUAUACAGGAAGUCAACAGAUUACAUCAAAGGAUCUAACGAGUUUGUCCCUGAACCAUUCCGCAUUGGUAGAAUCACCAAGAUCUUCUGUAAGCGCAACACCAACAGUAAAUUCCACAACCUCAGUGAGCUUAAACUGCGUGUGCAAAAGUUUUACAGACCUGAAAACACUCACAAAGGUGCUGUGGCAAGCUACCAGGCUGACCUCAACCUGCUAUAUUGGACUGAAGAAGAGGCGACAGUGCGAUUCUCAUUGGUGAAGGGGAAAUGUGUGGUGAUAUAUAACGACCUCUCCGACACAAAGGAUCAUUUCCACGAAUGUCCAGACAGAUUCUACUUCUCCGAGGCCUACGACAGUGAUGCCAAACAGUUUACUGAACCUCCUGAUUCGGCUAAGACUGUCGGCUGCAAAGGAAAGGGUAAAGGUAAAGGAAAGGGUAAAGGCAAAGGGAAGGCCAAGGUGGAGGAAGAGCCUACAGAAGAGAAAGCCAUACAAAAGUUACGUACCUUGGAUGUAUUCGCUGGUUGUGGAGGUUUGUCCGAGGGAUUUCACCAGGCUGGUAUAGCCGAGUCGCGCUGGGCCAUUGAGAAGAUGGACGCGGCUGCACAGGCAUUCCGUCUGAACAACCCGGGUUGCACUGUGUUCACGGAUGACUGCAACACACUGCUGAGACUGGUCAUGGAUGGAGAAGAGACAAACUCGAUGGGUCAGAAGUUACCUCAGCGUGGACAGGUGGAGCUGUUAUGUGGAGGGCCACCGUGUCAAGGUUUUAGCGGGAUGAACAGGUUUAACCAUAGGGAGUAUUCCCUCUUCAAGAAUUCCCUGAUUGUGUCCUACCUCAGCUACUGUGACUACUACAGACCACGUUUCUUCCUCCUCGAAAACGUUAGGAACUUUGUGUCAUUCAAGCGCAGUAUGGUGCUGAAACUUGCGCUGCGCUGCCUCAUCAGAAUGGGUUAUCAGUGCACAUUCGGUGUCCUGCAGGCUGGAAGUUACGGAGUAGCUCAAACCAGGAGAAGGGCAAUCAUCUUGGCUGCUGCUCCAGGGGAAAAGUUGCCCUUUUACCCAGAACCUCUCCAUGUUUUUGCACCCAAGGCUAUGUCCCUUAGUGUUAUGAUUGAUGACAAGAAGUACUCUUCAAACAUUAAGCGUAUGACGUCAGCUCCGUUCCGAACAACCACUGUUCGUGACACCAUGUCCGACCUCCCAGAAAUUAGGAAUGGAGCGAAGAAAGAUGAGAUCUCUUACCAGGGGGAGCCACAGUCACACUUUCAGAAACUCAUUCGUGGUGAUCAGUACCAGCCUAUCCUGCGUGAUCACAUCUGUAAGGAGAUGAGCGCUCUGGUCCACGCCCGCAUGCAGCACAUCCCCCUGGCCCCGGGCUCUGAUUGGAGAGAUCUGCCCAACAUUGUUGUGCGCUUGUCAGAUGGAACACACACCAAGAAGCUGCGCUAUACUCACCGAGACAAAAAGGCAAGCAAAUCUUCGGGUGGCGAGCUGCGUGGCGUCUGCUCAUGUGCGGAGAAUAAGCCAUGUGACCCGAUGGACCGUCAGUUCAACACGUUGAUCCCUUGGUGUCUUCCUCACACUGGGAACCGUCACAACCACUGGGCGGGGCUUUACGGUCGUGUCGAGUGGGACGGUUUCUUCAGCACCACGGUAACCAAUCCGGAACCAAUGGGAAAACAGGGCCGUGUCCUCCACCCAGAGCAGCACCGUGUCGUCAGCGUCAGGGAGUGCGCCCGUUCUCAGGGAUUCCCGGAUACCUACAGGUUCUUUGGUAACAUUUUGGACAGACAUCGACAGGUUGGAAAUGCUGUGCCUCCACCAAUGGCUCGGGAAAUCGGCCAUGAAAUUAAGAAAUGUCUAUUGUGGAAAAUGCAGCAGACGCCAGGAAUAAAAGAGGAGUCCUCGAGGAAAGAGAAUUGCGAAGCAGUUGUCAAGAAAGAAGAGAACUCGAAGAAUGGAGAUCUGAACAAUGAUAGCUCCGAACCAAAAGAGCAAGAAACAAAAGAUGGUGUUACAGAAGAUAAAGACACCAAAGAAGAGCAAAUGGAAACUGAGUGAAACUGAACAGAGAAAUAAAGCCAAUAAUGAAUCUAUUUUUUUAAUGGCUGAACUAAUGAAAAAACGAAUCUAACAGAGCAGAAUGAAUUUUAAAAAUAUUUACAGACCUACAUGAAAUUUGUACAGUCUUUUGCUCCACCAGUCAGCCUAUUUAAGAUGUGGCAAGGUUUAAAUUAUCAGAUACCUGUCAUGUCAGUCAUUGUCAUCAAGAAUUGUGAAGUAAUGCAUUGUGAUUGAUGUUGAAUGUCUCUUUUAUUUGCCACAAAUUAACUUGUUUUAUCAUGCCAUUUUCAAGUUAAAUGUUUAUCUCAAAUGUUUUAUG
This is a messenger RNA of Liolophura sinensis, 5294 nucleotides long. Its product is annotated as DNA (cytosine-5)-methyltransferase 1-like. Gene Ontology annotation, biological process: DNA methylation-dependent constitutive heterochromatin formation; negative regulation of gene expression via chromosomal CpG island methylation. The record is from RefSeq and is a predicted model, not a curated record. The coding region runs from base 86 to 4972 and encodes 1628 amino acids. The transcript is spliced from 38 exons. Gene Ontology annotation, molecular function: DNA binding; zinc ion binding; DNA (cytosine-5-)-methyltransferase activity. Gene Ontology annotation, cellular component: nucleus. Lineage: Eukaryota; Metazoa; Mollusca; Polyplacophora; Chitonida; Chitonidae.